CCGCCCGCACGGGGGCCGCCGCGCGGCGGGGAGGAGCCGGGGCUGGAGCCGGAGGCCGAGGCGCCCAAGCAGCCGGAGCGGAAGCUGUGCGCGGAGCACGGGCAGGAGCUGAGCCUGUACUGCCAGGAGCACGAGGCCAUCAUCUGCGUGCUCUGCGCGCUGCGCGGCGCCCACCAGCACCACGCGCUCGUCACGCUGGACGAGGCGUACCGCGCCGCACGGAAUAGAGAACCCGUUGACCUGAAGGUGGCCAUGCUGGAGAUGGUGGAAAGGUUAAAAUUCAAGUGCACAGACCCUAAAGUGACCCAGAGUGAGAUGAAGCUGUGUAUUCAGCAGGAGUUUGAUAAAGUACGGCAGCUGAUCUGUGAAGAAGAGCAGAAAGCUCUCCACCUGGUGGACCUCCAAGAAGCAGUGGCCACUGCUCGUGUGACUGAGGUGCUGGCUGAUAUCAAUGUCCACAUGGCAAAGCUGAUGACCGAGAUGGUAGAGAUCCAGAGGCAGCUAAACAUCUUCAGUGAGCUAGCCUUGCUCAAGCCUGAGAGCAGAGAUGAAGACCACAGAGCCGGCCCUUUCCCUCCUGCUUCUCCUUCCCGAGGGAACAGGCGAUAUGACGAUGAUGACCUGUCAUCUUCCUCCAAUGGGCCCUGCUGAGAACUUGAUAUGGUCUUGGCUGCAGCAGACUCCACAGAAGGAUCCUCUCCACUCAAACUCCAUCUGGUGACAAGAAGACAGGAGAAGUGUCUUGAGUGACGCAUGUGUAGCAGAAGCAGCCUCUGACAUUUCCUCCCUUAACUCUGCGGUAUCUUUGGUUCUCCUAGAUAAUAAUGUGACUCUUCUCAAACCCCUCCUUUGGGAAUGCACUGCUUGUCUUACCUAAUGACUUAUUCACUCAUCAGCCUUUUUUUAGGUUGACAAAUAUCUUGCAAAGAUAAGGCACUGGCCUUUGAAAAUGUGGAGCCAGUAAUUAAAAUGAAGAAUGUAUUACAAUAAAAAGUAGAAAUAUGAGCCUAAAAGCCA
Messenger RNA from Gavialis gangeticus (Gharial), 1017 nucleotides. RefSeq names its product tripartite motif containing 44 (gene TRIM44). The transcript has 6 exons. The annotation marks the transcript as partial. NCBI's taxonomy places the organism in Eukaryota, Metazoa, Chordata, Crocodylia, Gavialidae. The record is from RefSeq and is a predicted model, not a curated record. Gene Ontology annotation, molecular function: zinc ion binding.